This is a messenger RNA of Exaiptasia diaphana, 1704 nucleotides long. Its product is annotated as protein phosphatase 1 regulatory subunit 3B. The transcript has a single exon. The record is from RefSeq and is a predicted model, not a curated record. Gene Ontology annotation, molecular function: glycogen binding; protein phosphatase 1 binding. Lineage: Eukaryota; Metazoa; Cnidaria; Anthozoa; Actiniaria; Aiptasiidae. The coding region runs from base 126 to 788 and encodes 220 amino acids. Gene Ontology annotation, cellular component: protein phosphatase type 1 complex. Gene Ontology annotation, biological process: regulation of glycogen biosynthetic process.
GGUACGUGACAUGGUGCACAUCAGAUCUAUCGAUCAUGCAAUAUGAAAGUGUGCCACUUUUUGAGGCUUUUCCAUGCAUUUAUUGAUAAAAAAAUGUGAUUCUGCACACUAUAAACAAUGUAGCCAUGUCUCUUCGCAGAGUUUCUUCAGUAAGGGCAGGGAAAACACCUUUCAGCGACGAUGACGAAGAUGGCUGCCAAUCUAUCUUGCGAAGACACAGCUCCCUUCCUGCAAAAAGAAAGAAUGUGCACUUCGCAGACAGUUUUGGAAAGCCUCUCGUGUCUGCGUAUAGUGAAGAAGAAUAUAAUAUACACGUAUCUUUAGCUCAGGUAAAAAAGGAGAUGCAAAAAGCUAAAAAGUCACUAAGAAUGUGCUUUCAACAACCCGUUUCACUGGAUGGCUUCAGAGAGAGACUCGAACACGAUUAUGUUUGUCUUGAAAACGCGGUUAUUCAAUCUGAAAAUUCACUAAUAGGAACAGUAAAAGUGAAAAAUAUAGCAUAUCACAAGGAAGUUAUUGUUCGCUACACGUUGGACUCGUGGAAUUCGCACACAGAUGUUGGAGCUACCUACGUUCUAGACUCGUACGACGGUAAUUCUGACCGCUUCUCUUUUGCUGUCACGUUACCGGAAUAUUUCUUAGCUGCUGGUGGGAAUUUAGAACUAGCUAUCUGUUACAAAACUGAUGGACAAGAAUACUGGGACAAUAAUGGGGGAAUAAAUUAUAGAGUAGAAUGUGCUGUGAAUGAGUCCGAAUACAGAUCCUGUGCUUUAUCGAAUGGUUUCUGAGAUUGCUGCCACCAACACGUUGAUUUAUUAAACAGAACACGUUGAACAGAGGUGGGAAGAGUUAUAAUUUGCUUUCAAUUAUUCUCUGAAAUUCAAACUAAAAUAGUGAUAGAAUUAAUUUGAAUURGACAAAAACGAGGAAUGUCCUCAUUGCAUUGAUGGCCACAUCUCCCUGUGUCUGGAUUUUAUAGAGUCAGAUCAGCUAAUGACUAUUCUUUUCAUAAGCAAAUGUAUAGCAAAAAAAGAAUAUUUCAGUUUCAAGACGUUUUUGGGUAAAGAUGAGGCAAUAGAAGUGUACGCAAGACAAUCUUUUGUAAAUUUUCUGUUAUUUAAUUGUUAUGUUUUUAUUACUAGAGUGCAACAUAAUCAUAAUAGGUGUGCAGUUUCCUACUAUGUAAAUGAGUUAAACAAUUGGCUUACUGCUAUACAUGUCAAAGAACAGUCUGAUAAUGUUUUGCAGUCAUUACCAUAAAAUUAUUUUAGUUUACUAAUGUAWUGUGUUAUUUUAAACCCUGAAAUGAAAGACAACUGUAUUUCACACAUUAUUCAAUUUCAUAAUUAUUUUUGCUUGAAAGAAUACCUGUAAAGUUUUUUAUGUUUAUUUAUUACAUUGCCUUUUUUCCAUGGACCUCUGGGCUGGUUGUUUAAAGCUCGAUUAGCGCUAAUCCUGGGUUAACUYUAACAUCCAAUGACUUUUACCCAGCUCAAGAUUUCAUUUUUUGCAUUCAUCUUAUAAUAAAAAGACGUUUGUCAUAUAACAGGCUUCCACCAUAGUUMCAUGACAUGUAUAGCAGCCUACAACCUGAUACUGCCCUGUACUUUCAAAGUUUCUUCAUCAGUUGGCACACUUSAAUUUUGAAAGAAAUAAAAAAGUAGUGUUUAUUGUCUGGUUCAGUGACAAUACAGCAUUAGUAAA